Molecule: messenger RNA, 1777 nt
Organism: Arvicanthis niloticus (Nile rat)
Lineage: Eukaryota; Metazoa; Chordata; Mammalia; Rodentia; Muridae
Gene: Txnl4a
Product: thioredoxin like 4A
Biological process (GO): mRNA splicing, via spliceosome
Cellular component (GO): spliceosomal complex; U4/U6 x U5 tri-snRNP complex; U5 snRNP
Source: RefSeq, a predicted model, not a curated record
GUGCGCCUGCGCAGCAGCGCUGAAAAGCGUCAGCGCGUGACGGCGCGGGAGGCGCUGGUGCUGGGUGGAGGACCUGGUGGUCGGGCCGCGUGGGCUCACACGAGGUAGCUCGCGGCGUCCGGCCGCGCAGGCGUUCUCAAGAUGUCGUACAUGCUUCCGCAUCUGCACAAUGGCUGGCAGGUAGACCAGGCCAUCCUUUCGGAGGAGGACCGCGUGGUCGUCAUUCGCUUCGGACACGACUGGGACCCCACUUGCAUGAAGAUGGACGAGGUUCUGUACAGCAUCGCCGAAAAGAAAUGGAAGAUAGUGGGAGAUCUUCCUCAUCUUGUAUGAGUCCUGUUUGGAUAUCCCAGCUGUUUUAAAGCAAACGGUGCUGGUGUCGCUUGUGCUCUGUGGCAUCCUCUCUGAUUCUGCGGACUCUGACAGGCCUAUCUGCCGCCAAUAUGAACAUCCGCCGGGCUCGGCCAGAUGACCUGAUGAACAUGCAGCACUGCAACCUGCUCUGCCUGCCCGAGAACUACCAGAUGAAGUACUAUUUCUACCAUGGCCUCUCUUGGCCCCAGCUCUCCUACAUUGCUGAGGAUGAGGAUGGGAAGAUCGUGGGUUAUGUCCUGGCCAAGAUGGAAGAGGAUCCUGAUGAUGUCCCUCAUGGACAUAUCACCUCGCUGGCUGUGAAACGCUCCCACCGGCGCCUUGGCCUGGCCCAGAAGCUGAUGGACCAGGCCUCUCGCGCCAUGAUUGAGAACUUCAGUGCUAAGUAUGUGUCCCUGCAUGUCAGGAAGAGCAACCGAGCAGCAUUGCACCUUUACUCCAACACCCUGAACUUCCAGGUUAGUGAGGUAGAGCCCAAGUACUAUGCAGAUGGAGAGGAUGCAUAUGCUAUGAAGCGAGAUCUCUCGCAGAUGGCGGAUGAGCUGAGACGGCAGCUGGUGCUGAAGAAAGGUAGAUACGUGGUUCUGGGUUCCAAGGAGAAUCAAGGUGGUACACUUCCUGGUUCUGAAGAGGCCGGGCAGCAGGAGAACCUGGCUGGAGGUGACAGUGGCAGUGACAGCAAAGACAGCACUGAUGUCCAAGACAGCUUGCAGGCCUUGGGGUCCACCUCCUAGAGCCUGCCUGAGCACUGAAGGUCCUUGUAUUUUAGCUACAUUGUUCUUGGGAACCUUGGUCUACAUUCCCUGCUCUGGGCUCAUCUCCUGGUGACCUGAAUGGCUCUCCUUUCAAAGCUUAGCAGCAACCUUCUGCAUAACCUACCUGUGUGAUCAUGGAGCCACACCUGGACACAGAACCUGCUGUGCAGGAGUCAAGGAAGCCCGAGGACUGCCGUGCAGCACCUUUCUUGGCUUCGUCAUGCUGCCGUCGGAUUCUGUUCAAUACUGUUCUGAUCGUGUGGAUCCUGCAGGUUUCUGCCCGGAGUGCCUGCAGGAAGUGGGGACAACUUGAGGAGAUCCCCGGCUUUCAGCCUUUGCCAUUGCUUAUCUGGGUUUGGUUUUGUUUUGUUUUGUUUUUCUUGGGAGUAUUGGAGUAGGCAGAAUCAUCAAGUUAGUCCUUGUGCGCUCUGCCCCUGUCGGGUGAAGUUACCCCCUUUUGCUUUCUGUGGAAACUGCCCAGUCCUGCCUGGCCCUGCCCUCCCUCUUUUUGAAGAAGACUGUUCCCUUUCCCGUGGGAGAAGGUGAUAGAUGUUGGACUAAUACCGAAGCAGAAUUUGUAGAUCUAAUGAAAGGACAAGCAGAAAUUAAAUUGCAAUCUCUAGCCUGAAAAAAUAAAAAUACAGAAAGGA